Molecule: messenger RNA, 5349 nt
Organism: Malaya genurostris
Lineage: Eukaryota; Metazoa; Arthropoda; Insecta; Diptera; Culicidae
Exons: 1
Coding region: 1-5349 (1782 amino acids)
Biological process (GO): DNA integration
Molecular function (GO): nucleic acid binding
Source: RefSeq, a predicted model, not a curated record
AUGAUGAGCAGUGUUCAAGGUUUAGAAGGAAAUGUGCAGCAUUCGCCGGUUUCCGCGCAGAAAAAGAAAAAGGAAAAUCGGAAACAGCAGCAAAUAUGUGACCAGAAGCUGAAUGCGUUUGAGUUCCGGAGACAAGCCGUGGUGUCAGAGCUACAGCGAAUGAGAAAUAUGAUGGAAACAGCAGAAGACAUCACCGUUCAUCAUUUGGAAACGUACCUGCGACGUGUUGAUUCUUGCUAUGACGAGUACAACUCGAUUCAGAACGAGAUUUAUGCGGAGUUUCCGGAUCAACGAACAGAACAAGAGAGUGCGUUCAUAGAAUUUGAGUUACUUUACGAGGAGCUUCGAGUAACGAUUUGUGCCUCGAUGGAUGCGUUACGAAUGAAACAGAUUCAAGUUGUCCCAAAAGCUGCCAUUGCGGAGGGAGGCGAAAAUCAGCAAACGAUCGUCAAUCAGUCACUUGGAUUACCGCACGUUCCACUCCCUACAUUUGAUGGAACGUAUGAAAAGUGGUUCCGGUACAAGCAGUUGUUCCAAGAUCUGAUGCAAAAAUAUCCCCAUCUAUCCGAUGCAACUAAAUUGCACUACUUGACGCAAACGUUAAAAGGGAAAGCGGAAAAUGUUCUGAGCGAGCAAAUACUGAACGAGAACAAUUUUCAACCAGCGUGGAACAUCUUGGAAGAACGGUUCGAAAACAAAAGAACCAUUAUCGACAUUCACGUUGGUGGCCUGCUGAAUCUAAGGAGAAUGAACAAAGAAAGCUCAUCGGAACUGAGACAGCUAGUUGAAGAAUGCAGUCGACAUGUAGAAUCAUUGGAGUUCCACGACCAGCUGAUGCAGGGGAUGUCGGAACAGUUAGUGAUUUCACUUCUUACUUCUAAACUUGACAAAGCUACACUUAGCUUAUGGGAAGGCAAUGUUCAACCAAAGCUACUGCCGAACUAUAAAGACACGGUACAGUUUCUGCAGAAUCGUUGUUUUGUUCUCGAACGGUGCGAAACCAAUGCUUCUCACAAACCCAGCGAGGUAGUGAAGCAAAAGCAGCUGGUUCCAGUCGCGAAGGCUACUGUCAAAGUUCAUGCAGCAUUACAAACGAAAGAGAAUGUGUGUGUAUUUUGUGACGAGUCUCACAACGUCAACAAAUGCAACACUCUGAAACAAAUGACAGUGCCAGAGAGGAUUGUCGCAGUUAAAGAAAAGCAUCUCUGUUUCAACUGCCUGAAACGUGGUCAUAGAGUCGGCCAGUGCAAAUCAAGGAUGUGUACUGUUGCCGGUUGCGGGCGUAAACACCAUACACAACUUCAUAGUGAAAUCACUACAGAGAAAGCUGUAGCAGACGGAAACGCAGCAGAAUCGACGAAGGAAGAACCAGUCGAAACUGGUCAAUCAACGAGUGUCACUUGUACUAGUGCCGUGGUGAAAUCGCAAGCAAUUUACAAAAAGGAGGUGAUUUUAUCUACCGCUAUAGUGCAAGUAAAAGAUUCCCGAGGAGAAUUCCGUCCUGUUCGUGUGCUGUUGGAUUCAGGCUCCCAAUCAAACUUCUUAUCUGAGCAUGCUGUGAAUCUGCUUCGCUUGAAAUGUGAAAACAUCAGAGUGGGCGUCGUUGGAAUCAACGGUGAAAAAAUAACAGUUACACAACAAACUAUUGCCAGAGUAAAAUCAUCGUAUGGAGAUGCGUCAUGGGUCCUCGAGUUUUUGGUAGUGCCGCAAGUUACUGGCAUCCUUCCGUUGCAGAAAAUUGAUAUACGACAAUGGGAGAUUCCUCCUAAUAUUAAAUUAGCUGACCUUAGAUUUAAUAUUCCUGCAAAGGUUGACAUGCUCAUCGGAGCUGAACUAUUUUUUGACCUUCUAAUUACCGAUCGUAUGAAGCUGGACAAUGGCCAGCCCAUGCUGUGGCGAUCAGAGCUUGGUUGGAUUGUGUGCGGUUCCCGAACGAGUGUCAAAAGGCCUUCUUUGGUGGCUGUCGCGCACUAUAUCUCCUCGGAAGCGAGUUUGGAGAAUGCUGUGCAGCGAUUCUGGAAGCAGGAAGAAGUUCCGGAAGUGGAAAAACUUACGUCUGAGUUUGAACAGUGUAUCGAUCAUUUCGAAAAGACCCAUCGGCGAGAGAAUGGGCGUUUCGUAGUUCGGCUUCCAUUUCGAGAUACAGUUAAGUUACUUGGCAAUUCAAGAUCUCUUGCGGAAAGGCGAUUCCAGCAACUGGAACGAAAAUUUGUACAUCAACCGGAACUGAAAAGGCAAUACGUUACGUUUAUCAAUGAGUACGUGUCUCUCGGGCAUUGCCGUAAAUUGGAGAACGACGAUGAUACAGUUCGUGGUUACUAUUUGCCACACCACGCAAUUUUAAAACCCUCGAGCUCGACCACUAAGCUUCGUGUCGUGUUCGAUGCGUCGGCACGAUCGGAUACAAAUCUUUCUCUGAACGACGUGCUGAUCACUGGACCGAUAGUGCAAGACAGCUUGAUGGCGAUUGUUCUAAGGUUCAGGAAAUACAAGUAUGUUUUCACAGCCGACAUUCUUAAAAUGUACAGGCAGAUUCAAGUGGAUGAUCGUGAUGUACCGUACCAGAAGAUACUUUGGAGAGAUGAUGCUCGAAAACCACUCGAUACAUACGAAUUAACAACAGUAACUUACGGAACUUCUUGUGCUCCAUUCUGUGCUACGGUAUGUCUCAAACAGUUAGCGGAUGAGGAACAAUCAGAAUUCCCGAUAGCUUCACAAGUGAUUAAAAAGGACUUCUACAUGGAUGACGUACUGUCUGGAGCAGACAGCCUCCAAGCGGCACUGGAAUGUCAAGAUCAACUGAUUGCUUCACUAAAGCGUGGUGGAUUUAAGCUGCACAAAUGGUGUGCGAACGACAAGCAGCUUCUGAUCCGAAUCCCGGAAGACGAACGUGAAUUACAGGCGAAAAUUAGUGAUCACGGUUCUAACGAAGUAAUCAAAACACUUGGAUUGCUUUGGAAUCCGACGGAUGAUAUGUUCCUGUUCAACAUGCAGCCAAUAGUUGAAGUACGAGAUUACAACACUAAACGUACAGUGCUUUCGGAUACAGCAAGAAUCUUCGACCCGCUCGGCCUUUUGGAACCAGUGACCGUUGUGGCCAAACUAUUCGUCCAAGAGCUUUGGGCCUACGGUGUAAAUUGGGACGAGCGCCUGAUGGUGGAACAGGAAAGUAAAUGGAGAAAAUUUCAAGAGUCUUUGCAGGAGAUUAACGAAUUGGAGAUACCACGAAGGGCUAUCGCAGACGGCGCCCUAGUGUACGAAAUUCAUGGUUUUUCGGAUGCUAGCAAGAAAGCAUAUUGUGCAUGCGUGUAUCUUCGGAGCAUCAUGCCCGAUGGCAAGGCUGAAAUGUAUCUUCUGAGCAGUAAAACUCGUGUGGCGCCGUUACCGAAGUUGUCUGGGAAACGCAAUACUAAACCUUUCACUAUUCCGAGAGCAGAAUUGUGCGGUGCUCAUUUGCUUUCUAAAUUGGUCACAACUCUAAUUGAUGCAAUAGAUCUGGAACUCAACGGCGUCUUUCUUUGGUGUGACUCUCAAAUCGUGCUUUGUUGGCUACAAAAAUCUCCAGUUAAUCUGGAAGUAUUUGUCGGAAAUAGAGUGCGUGAGAUUCAGCAGUUGACGAAACAUUAUGAAUGGCGAUACGUUAACACAAGAGACAACCCCGCAGAUAUCGCAUCCCGUGGAGUCACACCAUUAGAGCUGAAACAGUCAAUUGUUUGGUGGCGCGGACCAGCUAUGCUGCAGAAUGUUAACUACGAGUAUCAUCAGUUCGAGCAAAACAAUUUUAACGAGCAGGAAUUAGAAUUGGUUGACUUAACAUGUGCAUACGUUGCCGCGCACACAGAAGUAAACGAGUUGUUGACGAGAUACAGUGACUUUAGGAAACUACAACAGAUGGCAGCAUACAUCUAUCGUUUCGUGAACAACUGCCGAAUGAAGGAAAGAAGUAAGCGAGUCACAGGAUAUCUGACAGUCGCAGAGUUACGAAAUGCAACAUACAAAAUCAUUGCGCAGGUUCAGCGCGAGGGUUUUGUAGCAGAAUUAGAGAUGUUUAGAAGAGGACAAAUGCAGAAAAGCAAAUUGCUGAAUUUGGCUCCAUUCAUCGACCACGAUGGGAUGCUGAGAGUUGGCGGGCGUCUGAAACAUGCCAAACUUCCGUAUGAAAGAAAGCAUCAAUUGUUAUUACCACAUAACCAUCACGUGACUAAAAUACUAAUUUCAACGCUACAUUCAGAAAAUCUACACGUUGGACAGCAAGGUUUGCUGGCAAUAAUUCGUCAGCGUUAUUGGCCAGUUCGUGCAAAGUGCGUUAUUCGUCAAGUUGUAAGGCGGUGUGUUCGAUGUUUUCGAAUGCGCCCUCCUGAAACCGAGCAGUAUAUGGGUGAGCUGCCUGAUUACCGAGUAAACCCUUCGUUUCCAUUCUCCAGAACAGGCAUAGAUUAUGCAGGACCUUUCUUCAUUCGUCAAGGAGUUCGCCGUACAUCGAAGGUGAAGGCUUAUGUAGCGCUAUUCAUAUGUAUGAGUACCAAAGCCAUACAUCUCGAAUUAGUCUCCGGAUUAACAUCGGAAGCAUUCUUAGCUACUUUGCAAAGGUUCAUCGGACGACGCGGCUAUCCAGAAAGGUUGGUGUCGGACAACGCAACUAAUUUCAAGGGCGCACAAUCAGCGUUGCGUGAACUUCACGAGAUGUUUCAGUCGCAGCAAACAGAAAAUGUUAUCAACAAGUUUUGCUCAACAAGGGGGAUCCAAUGGUCGUUCAUUCCUCCUCGGUCGCCAAACUUUGGCGGCAUAUGGGAAGCUGGAAUUAAAGCAGCCAAAACCCAUCUUAAGAUAGUGCUGUGUGAAGCAUCUCUUAACUUUGAAGAAAUGAGUACAGUGUUGACUCAAAUUGAGGCAGUGCUCAAUUCCAGACCGCUAACACAGUUGUCCAGCGAUGCUGAUGACCUGUCUGCUUUAACGCCAGCUCAUUUUUUGGUGGGUCAUGAACUAACAGCUGUUCCGGAGCCCAGUCUUCAAGAUGUAAGAGUGUCUUCCUUGUCUCGCUGGCAACAUCUACAGAAAUUAAGGCAAGAUUUUUGGGCUAGGUGGUCAUCUGAAUACUUGCACGAGUUGCAACCAAGGAGCAAGUGGUAUAAAAACAAGGUUGUUAUACGUCCAGGAAUGCUUGUAGUUCUCAAGGAAGACAAUAUGGCGCCGCAGCAUUGGCGAAUCGGGCGCAUAACGGAGAUAUUCCCUGGAGCAGAGAAUUUGGUUCGCGUAGUUAAGGUUAAAACAGCAAGCGGAGAAGUACAUCGCUCGGUAAACAAAAUUUCGAUUCUGCCUAUCGAGGAUAACAAUAUAACGGAAGAUUGA